Messenger RNA from Striga asiatica, 819 nucleotides. NCBI's taxonomy places the organism in Eukaryota, Viridiplantae, Streptophyta, Magnoliopsida, Lamiales, Orobanchaceae. The record is from the annotation of a GenBank genome assembly.
AUGUAUAUCUACGAUGAUAUUGACAUAAAAUUGAAAACCCUUUUCACAUCGGAAGAUCCCUGCCUUCAUUCGGCACAACAUCCACAAAAACAUCUGCCCGACCAAGAACGUGAACAAGAAGUUCACCCCAACCGUCACGCUCUGCCCCACUGCCCGAAUCUCCAGUGGGAAAAUCUCGCUCGGGAUCAACCAUCCCAGUGGGCCCCACGACACCCCAAACCCCGCCACAUAGAUCCCUAUCAGCACCAAUACCACAUAAGCAUACCCUCUGCUCAACCGUCCCUUGUCCCCCAAUUCAGCUCCCAUCAACACCCCAACCGCAACCUGCGAAGCCAACAUCGUCAGUCCACCACUCAUCAGCAAAAAACGCCUCCCGAACCUAUCCACGACAGCCAUCGACAAAAGAGUCGUGAAAAUGCCAACGACGCCCGUCAUCACGCUCGACAGCAAAGAUGCGCUCUCACCAAAACCGAUCGUCCGGAAGAGAAUCGGUGCGUAGAACGCAAUCACGUUGAUCCCCGUCACCUGCUGGAAAAACGGGAUGGCUACCGACAUCACGAGCUGGGGCCGGAAUUUCCCGAGUCUUUCGAGCUUCGGCUGGCCUCGAUGAGGUCGUCGAGCUCGGGCUGGACGUCGUGCAUGCCACGGGCUCGUUGUAGGGUCCGUUUGGCUUUCUCGGGAUUGUGGCCGCGCUGGAUUAGGCUGUUUGGGGUCUCAGGGAGGAAAAUCGCGCCUAACGUUAAGACGGAGGCUGGGACUGCAGCUAGGGCCAGCGAGAGCCGCCAACCCCAGCCGGAUUUUAUUUUUUCCGAGCCAUAG